CAUCGCUCUCCGACAGUUCGCGAAGAGCCGUCGGGCUCGAUGGAUCGUCUCCGUAAGUGUUGAAUUUGCCCUAAAAUUUCUGCCAAUUCCCGUUUCAAAAAGCGAAUUCCGUUGCAAAGAAAAUAUCCCCUUCAACACUAAUAAUCAUCCUCCCCACUCCUGGACUCCGAAUAAAUAAUAAAUGAUCAACAUAACCUGAAAAAUCUCUGGGAAAAGUGAGAAAAUGCGAUAAAAGGCUAAUGUGUUUACCUAAUUAACAACGAUUGCACCAUUAAUCAGGCUAAUUAGUUAGUAUCGGGGGUUGAGAUAAUCCCUAUCAUUCCAAUUUAACAUCAAAGGGGGUAAUUAAUAUUCGGUAAAUGGUGGAAAACUGAGGAAUAACCUUGACCCCCUGAAAAAUCCACUUACAACCCCAAGUUUUAAUUGGAUUGCGAAGUAAUGAGCUUUGAUUAGUGGUUUUUUAAGUGUGUGGGGGUAAUUACAAGUGACUGAAGAGUGUUCAAUUUUAUUUGAGUGACAAAGUGACAGUUUGCGAUGGUUUUACGAGCUAAUAAAGGAGUUUAAGUUGAGACUUGGAAUUUGUGACAAGUCGUUUGUUACGAGAAACUCCAGGAUUAGCAUAAUUGUGAGUGGGUGGAUUGUUGGUGACACAUCUAGCAAUUGGAGAGAAGACGUUGAUGAUUGUCUAGGGGGAAAUGAUGAGACAUGAGGGGAAAUGAUAUGACACCGGACGCCAUGUCUGAGGACACGAUGAUGGACUGCGGGAGCGAGGAAGACGGUCUCGACGAGCUCGUUGACCGGACGAGUGAAAUUUCCGAUACCGUACCCAACAUUCGCGACGCUGCAGAACGUCUGCUGACACUCCUGGGUGUCGAGGAUGAUGAUUCCUCCUCAGAGGACGAGGGAGUGGAGCUCGAUCUCGAUGAUGAACUCCCCGAGAACUCAACAUUUCUUCAUCAGCUGGCAAUUUCCCUGGUUCAAGAGCUCAAAUACGGUCACAAAUCCCCUCCUUCCUAUCCACUACCUCUCAACGACCUUCAGGAACAGAUCCAGCAGAUGGAUGUGUCCGGUGAGGACCUACCCGCCCACCAGAUCCUCGAGAAUCGCCAGGAUGCCUCAACAUUUUCGCAAAAAUUUCCAAACUCAUCCCACCAAAUGGCGUCCUGCCGACCUGAUCCUCAUUAUGUGGCUUUGCGAACCAGUUGUGGGGGUUACGUAACCAACAAGAGGUGUAGGAUUGACCAGGACUCCAGGAACGAUGAUGAGAAUGGCAGUGAGUCUGCUCUGUCGACUGAUAUCCUGGAAUCAUGGACUGCAGGGUGGGAUGCUUGUACCACCGAAGCGGUGAGGUAUCUCCUGGAGGUAGAGGGACUCUCUCCACAACAUCCUAAGGUCAUCUCGUUGAAGAAUCAUCUAGAGGUGCAGAAGGAUCGUGCUUUCGCGCAAUUUUCCACGUGAAUUAAUGAUUUUUUUUGAGGUUGAGGGGGCUUUCAGGAGUCGUGACGACUCGAUCAUUGAGGAUGGGCUUUCGCUGGGAGAUCGUCCUGCAGGCCAUGAGGGUCUCAGUACAGGGAAGGAUUUGGAGACAAGGUUGAGGUCAGAGAACUCGAUGACAUAUGCCGCCAUGAUUUUUUUAGGGAUAUUUUGCCGGGGUUUAGGGAAAAAUGACAGGGAUUUUGUUUUAAGGAAUUAAGGAUUAUAAAGGAGGUCUCGGGACAUUCACAGAAGGAAUAUUUCGAGUGUAACGUUUCAUGUCUCGUAACAUGAGCGAUAUCCCAUGAGGAAAUGGCUCUAGGGGCAAUUAAUAGAAUGUUUUUUUUUGCAGAGAAUCCCGAGAUCUGCGAAAAAUGUCAAUUAUGUGUUUUCUAGGUUCGAUAUGUACUUAGAUAAUUGCAUAAUUAACACAUAGGUUACGCUCGAGUGGUGGAGAAUAAUCACUAAUCAUUCUCAGACCUCUUCGCGUACAUGAUAAACAACGUUAGGGAAAUUGUGUGCGUGUAAUUCACUGAAGGAACCCAGCAUCAAUGAUUCAAGGUCCUCGAUCAAUGUUCCUUCAUUCGUAGUAUAAUAAUUAAUCCAAAAAUCAUCGGGAAGCGAUACCUCGGGGAAGUGGCGAAAAAAAUUAACAUCAGGGCUGCUGCUGGUCUAGUUAAAUGCCAGUUAUCUGGAUUAUUAUUAGUUAUAGCGAGAAUUGUUGUUGAACAUUUUUUGUGGAAAAGUAAAUUUUCUACUCAACGUUUCUUGUGAACUUUUCACCUCAAAUCAAUCAUUAUCGAAAUAAUUCAACUCUUUCACCCCUUCCCCAUUGAGUUCAGAUGAUUUUUUUAAUCUCCCUUUCGACAUUUUCAAUUACUGUAAAUAUGUAUGAUAAUUAUGGAUGAUGGAAUUGUGUUGUUACUUUUACAUGCGCAUCUAGAUAAAUUAAUGAUCAAUCAAUGUAGAUAAAUAAACAUUUGGCGAAUAAAUUGAAUGAUAAUACACGAAAA
Diachasmimorpha longicaudata is the source of this 2486-nucleotide messenger RNA. RefSeq lists its product as uncharacterized. The transcript is spliced from 3 exons. The coding region runs from base 706 to 1458 and encodes 250 amino acids. The record is from RefSeq and is a predicted model, not a curated record. Lineage: Eukaryota; Metazoa; Arthropoda; Insecta; Hymenoptera; Braconidae.